AUGCAGCGAACCAGGAUCAGCGAAAUAUUCUCCAGCGACUCCCCCUUGGGCGAAGUGCUGGUGCAGGGCUGGGUCAAGACUCGGCGGUCGUCCCGCGCCAUCACAUUCGUGCAGGUCAAUGACGGCUCCACGCUGCGGGACCUGCAGGUGGUGGUCGACGAGGGGAAUCCGGCCUAUCCGGUCGCCAACGCCCUGUCCACCGGAUGCAGCGUCAGCGUGACCGGCGAGGUCGUUGAAUCGCAGGGAAAGGGGCAGCGGUUCGAAAUCCAGGCCCGCGAGCUUCAGCUGGUCGGCGGUGCUGACCCGGAAACCUACCCGCUGCAGAAGAAGCGCCAUACGCCCGAGUUCCUGCGUGAAAUCGCUCACCUGCGACCCCGCACCAACACCUUUGGGGCCAUGGCCCGGGUCCGCAGCGCGGUCGCCUUCGCCAUCCACUCCUUUUUCCGUGAACGGGGCUUCCAGUACAUCCAGACGCCGAUCAUCACUGCAAGCGACGCCGAGGGCGCCGGCUCCAUGUUCCGGGUAACCACACUAGACCUCAACAACCCACCCCGCCGUGAGGGCUCGGUGGAUCUUGGGGAGGACUUUUUCGGCCGGCCCACAUUUCUCACCGUCAGCGGACAGCUGGAAGCCGAAAUUUUCGCAUUGGCCCUGUCCAACGUGUACACUUUUGGCCCAACGUUCCGGGCCGAAAAUUCCAACACAUCGCGGCACCUCGCCGAGUUCUGGAUGGUGGAGCCGGAGGUCGCAUUCUGCGAGUUGGACGGGCUGGCCGAGCUGGCAGAGGACUUCCUCAAGUACAUAUUCGGCCACGUCCUCGAAAACUGCGACGAAGACAUGCAGUUCUUCAAUCGCUGGUACAACGAGGAGAUCAUCAGCACCCUCAAGGGCAUCGUCGAUUCCCGGUUCGAACGAAUCACCUAUACCGAGGCGGUCGACAUGCUCCUGCAGUCCGGGGAGUCCUUCGAGUUCCCGAUAAGCUGGGGUGUUGACCUGCAGUCGGAGCACGAACGGUACCUCACCGAAAAGCGCAUCGGCCGGCCCGUCAUAGUCACCGAUUACCCCAAGGAGAUCAAGGCCUUUUACAUGCGACUGAACGACGACGACCGGACGGUAGGGGCCAUGGACGUCCUGGCGCCGGGUAUCGGCGAGAUCAUCGGCGGCAGCCAGCGCGAGGAACGCGGCGAUGUGCUGCUGAGGCGAUUGCGGGAAUCGGGGCUGAACGAAGAGGAAUACUACUGGUACCUCGACCUGCGAAACUACGGAACAGUCCCUCACGCCGGCUUCGGAUUGGGAUUCGAGCGAACGGUGCAGUUCAUCACGGGCGUGUCCAACAUCAGGGACGUAAUUCCCUUCCCCCGGACUCCAAAGAACGCAGAGUUCUAG
Molecule: messenger RNA, 1386 nt
Organism: Geodia barretti
Lineage: Eukaryota; Metazoa; Porifera; Demospongiae; Tetractinellida; Geodiidae
Source: the annotation of a GenBank genome assembly